GUGACUUUACCGAAAGAGCUAAGAAUACGUUAGAAGCUUCUCUCGCAAACCACGCAGUUUGAGGCGUUUUAAUUUAAGAUCGUGAAGCUUUGGUGACCGCAGGGAAUCCGUACACUUUGUUUAUUUUCGGUAAAAGUCACGGUAGUUAGAAAUAAAAUUAAUAGAGAAACACGAAGCAACCCGUCUUCAGGUGCGAAACGAACAGCGGAGUUUUAAUUUUGGUACGAUACAAAUAAACGCCACCGUUCAUUGCCGCGUUGAACAAUCGUAUUAAAUACAGGUGCGGGCAUUCUUGUUGUUGUUGUUAAAAAAUAAACGACAGCUUUCGAUGUCUUUCGUGAGCGGACUGUUAAAGGGAUAAGCGAUCUGAGGAAGAGCGAUCCAUGGCCGCUUCGUUAAAGUCCUCGAAGCGCGGCAACGUUAAAGACCCGGCUGGAAGACAAAGGAAGUUUGUUAUGAACCAGGCGAUCAAGCAGAGCGAGGAGGCGUUUACGCACACCGCGGACGCAGCGGCGGUGAAACGCAAAGUGACCAAGAAAGCCGAAUGUGCCGUGAAUCCGACAAUCGUGGAACCCACAUCCAGCUAUCAGCUGGAAUCUCUCCGGCGUUUCAGAGAAGACCCCGUCACAAGUAGAAUCGAUAGCAUCCUGUCGAAUAAGUUGGCUGAUGUAGAGUAUGAUUCAGAGGUGUGUCGCUCCCUCAUUGUGACACUUACGGAUGACAUCUUGGCGAUGGUGAAACAGUUUGAGUUUGACCGCUACAAGUUCAUUGUCAGUAUGUAUAUUGGUGAGAAGAAAAAACACGAUGUUCUGAUUGUAAGCCAAGGGCUGUGGGACAUUGAAAGAGAUGGCUGGGCCUCGGCCUCGUUUGAGAACUACAGCGUCUAUGCCACUGCAUCCGUAUACGCCUUAUAUGUUGCGUAGCAUAAACAUAGUCUGACAAUUUAAAACAUUAACUUCAUUAGCUUUCCGCAGGUGUUAUUAACCGUUACUAAAAUGCGUCUUAUCUGCAAGUAAAAGCUAACAUUCACGAAUUUCAAGAAUUGUAUUUUAAAUUUGUUGUUCAUGGUAUGACGGUACUCUGCAGAGUUUAAUGGCAGUUCCUUAUCUCUGAGAUGAUUUCUGGUUGUAUCACAGUUUGUUCGCCAUGAUGUCAGAUCUUCGCUCUCCCAUGUGCUAGGAGCUUCUUGGAUGCCUCAAGUUCAUUCACAGGACGCCCGUGAAAUAGAGCCUAGCAGCUUGCGCCCUUGCCGCUGAAAUAAAUCAAACCUAAAAUCGCAGCAAACGCAGAGCGAAAUAUCUGGUAUCACGGGGUACAUUAAGCGGUACAUACAGAAAACAAAUCGGAGAGCGAUUGUUUUUUGUAGUCAUUAAAAUGCAUUACUUGACCACGUUGCUGUAAUAAGUAUCAUACAUCAUUUUAAUUCACAGUUUUGGCCAUGAGCCUUCAUUGUCAAGUGAACAAUUAUAUAUCUCUCUCGCAGCCAGGACAUAACGUAAUUGUAUAUCUCUCGCAGCCAGAGAGAACUACAGUACGACUGUCAAUGUAGGAAUUAUAGGCGCAAUUCACACGGUCAUUUACAAAUAAAAUGUUUUUUUCUGA
Petromyzon marinus (sea lamprey) is the source of this 1602-nucleotide messenger RNA. NCBI's taxonomy places the organism in Eukaryota, Metazoa, Chordata, Hyperoartia, Petromyzontiformes, Petromyzontidae. The record is from RefSeq and is a predicted model, not a curated record.